Messenger RNA from Anguilla anguilla (European eel), 4175 nucleotides. It is a transcript of the gene fbxl13, whose product is annotated as F-box and leucine-rich repeat protein 13. The record is from RefSeq and is a predicted model, not a curated record. The transcript has 21 exons. Bases 338 to 2767 code for a protein of 809 amino acids. NCBI's taxonomy places the organism in Eukaryota, Metazoa, Chordata, Actinopteri, Anguilliformes, Anguillidae. Gene Ontology annotation, cellular component: SCF ubiquitin ligase complex. Gene Ontology annotation, molecular function: protein binding. Gene Ontology annotation, biological process: SCF-dependent proteasomal ubiquitin-dependent protein catabolic process.
GAAUAAAUAUGAAUAGCCGCUGAUCGUCAAAAACAGUAGUAGCCUAUGUAUUCUUUAAAUUGACCAUAGCAUGUAUAUACACCGAGACAAACGGAUUUUCUAGCAAACUUCGUCGACAGUUAAAUUGUUCUGUAAUUAAUAUUGGCCGGCUUCUUCUUAAGGGAGAUUGUUCCAGGAAUUGUUUUCAGUAGACCAACAUAAUGUACAGUAUAGUCUAUUGGUAACUUAGUAACUGUAGCUACCUACAAAAUAAGUUUAUGGUGCCCAAAGUUUGUGCUGAGUGUAAGAUAUAUUUCAGUGGUUUCAUAAUUUGUUUAUUUUCACCUUGGUUUAAAAAAUGGCAUCUUUACUGAAUGCAGAGAAGGUUCUGAGAGACUUUAUCAGUAAGCAUUCUCUCCCUGAGAUCUAUCAGGCAUUGUUAGCUGGUUUAUGUGCCCCAUGUCCUGAAAGUGCAUUACAUUUGCUGGAAAUGAAAAUAAUGGAAAUCCAGGAAAAUUGGAACCUGGAUAUUGACUGGAGCUCGUGUAUAAAAGCUGUGGAAGACAUUACGAUGGCAGCGCUGGAGGGAAACAUAGCACCUGGGUUCUUUGGGAACCUGGAUGAAAGCAUGGCUCUUUCACACCUGCUUGAGAAGGCAUACUCAUGUUACCGAAAAAGCUUGACAAAAAUGUGCUUUAACAGGGCUUGGGUAAAGUUCAUUCUGAGGAGGAGGAAGGAGGCGGCGGAGCUGGUGCUGAAGAUGAGGGCAGCGGAGGACCUGUACGAGGCCAGGCGGCGGAGGCAGGCCCUGCGCGCCUGGAGGGACUGGCUGCAGACCCGCAAGCAGAGGCAGCGCGAAGCAGUAAAGAAAAUUCAGGGGGUCUGGAACGCAGUUCUCUGUCGGAAUGUUCUUCAAGCCUGGCGGCAUGUCGCUCAGGACUCCAAAAAGACAAAGGAGUACUUUGAGCGGCUGGAAAAAGGACUGCUGGAGACUGAUAUUUACCACACGGGCGCCACGCCCAUGGAAGGACAGGAUGGAGUGUCCCUGUUGCCGUGGAGAGCUGCGCUGAAGAUCUUUCAGAAUUUAGAGGUUGGCGACCUAGUGAAAUGUGGCCAGGUGUGUCGGACGUGGAAGGCCAUUGCCCAGACCUACUCCCUCUGGAGUUGUAUAAACUUUUCUUCGGAGAGGCGGCGGAUCACGGACGGGGCCGUGGUGCGGAUCCUGCAGAAGUACCGUCCGUUCGUCACGCGGCUGAACAUGCGCGGGUGCUCCGCCCUGCGGGAGCCCAGCUUCCUGUGCGUCGGUGACUGCAGGAACCUGCGGGAGCUCAACGUGUCCGAGUGCGCCGGCGUAAACGAUGAAACCCUGAAGAUUGUUCUAGAAGGCUGCCCAGCUCUUCUUUACCUGAAUUUGUCUUACACUGCUGUUACAAACAGCUCUUUCAGAGCACUCUCCAGGUGCUGCCUCAAUCUCCAGUAUCUGAGCCUGGCGUACUGCAGGAGCUUCACGGACAAAGGCUUACAGUACCUGGCCACAGGGAAGGGCUGUCACAGGAUCAUCUACUUGGACCUCUCGGGCUGCACUCAGAUCUCUGUGGAAGGGUUCAGAUUCAUUGCCAUGGGAUGCAGCCUGCUCCAGCGCGUGGAAUUCAACGACAUACCAACCCUGACGGACAGCUGUGUGCUGGCGAUGGUCUCCAAGUGCAGGUCCCUGAACGCGGUCUCCCUCCUGGACGCGCCCCAUCUCACGGACGGCGUCCUCAAGGUGGUCGCCGAGGGGUGCAAGCUGAGCAGAAUCAGGGUCGAAGGUAACAGUCACAUGACGGACGCGAGCUGGAAGGCCUUCUGCAGGAACUCUCCGGGCCUGAAGCACAUCUCCGCAGCGGCCUGUCGGGGGCUGACCGACAACGGCAUGAGGUCCAUCGGGGGCCUGAAGAACUUGACUUCACUGAAUAUAGCCGACUGCGUCAGGGUGACUGACCUGGGGCUGCGCUGUUUAGCAGAGGGCCCCUCUGGACCCCGGAUCCAAGAACUGAACCUAAGCAACUGCACACGCAUCACUGACGUGUCCCUCAUGAGGAUAGCGCAGAGGUGCACCAGCCUGUCCCACCUGAGCCUGUGUUACUGUGACCAGCUGACAGACAGUGGGAUGGAGUGGCUGGGGAGCGUCUCCUCCCUCACCUCCCUGGAUCUCACCGGAACCAGCAUACAGGACCAGGGUUUGACGGCCCUUGGCAGCAACCCCAGCUUAAGGAAGCUGAAUGUGUCGGAAUGCCUCUGGAUAACAGACAUCGGAAUAGAGAAAUUCUGCAAGCAGCUGAGGGGGCUGGAGCACAUGGACGUGUCCCACUGCCUGUCCCUGUCGGACCAGUCCGUCAAAGCGCUGUCCUACCACUGCCGGACCAUCCGCUCCCUCCGAUUGGCCGGCUGCCCCAAAAUGACGGACGUGUCGGUGCAGUGCCUGAUGGGGGCGGGGCAGCACCUGCGGGAGCUGGACGUGAGCGGCUGCGUGCACCUCAGCGACCGGGCCGCCAAGCUCCUGCAGCGGGGCUGCCGUCAGCUGAGCUCCGUCACGAUGCUCUACUGCAGGGGAGUCUCCAAGCAGGCUGCCCUGAGGCUCCGCCCCCACACCCAGCACUGGGAGCACAGCAGGGACGACGCCCCCCACUGGUAUGGCUACAACAGCACGGGCCAGCUGUUCCACCCCAUCCAGAAGCCACGCAGGGUUGAGGAGCACUGGGAGGAGGAGGAGGAGGAGGAGGAAAAGGGAAGAGCAGGAGACAAGUAACAACUGGAAGGGCUGACACCAGCGACAGUCCUGGAGCCAUACUUACACUAUUGCUGAAAACCAGUGUUUUAAGGGUAGCCAUUUUAAUGAAUAAUCACACAUCCGGACACCAUUACCUCCUCAAGGUCAGGUUCUUACAAAUUUUACAUCCAGGCUAGAACAAAGGCUCUAAGGAAUGUUUCCUCAAAUGCUCCAAAACCAGCAGGUGUUAUUUAGACUUCCUGCUUUUCGUGAAGGCAGUAAACAACAGACCCAAAGCAUCUUCUCAGCUGGUCACCAUUCAUCUGGAAAGUGUGUUUGAGGGAAGGCACCUGCUCACAAUGUAAUCAUACAUAAUAAUGUAGUGACAGACAUUUAUCAUGAACCAAAUUCAUUAGGUUCCCAUAAUUUCCCCAGAUGUAUUUAAAAGAUAAAUGUCAUCAUUUUUCAAGAAAUUACUUAAGUGCUAAACAAAACCUGCUUUGCUUUGCAUGCAAAUGUGGAUGUAAUCACGAAUUUUGGCACGUUUAUGCAGCACCAUUCUCUCACCAUGACCACCCAAGGCCAUGUUCAGCGUAGAGCAACUAAUCACAGCUGAAAAAGAAAGGCAUCCUUUGCCAGGAGGUCAGUGGAGAAUAGUCAUUGGGACACCGAGCAGACGCAUCAGUGCCCUGGUUCUCCAGAGAUGUCGAUGUGUCCCGGUGGGCAUUCCGUCUGCUGUCAGAACAGCUUCGAAAAGACUAAACAGCCGGUCUUUCAACUAGUACAUUGCUUGUGCCAUCCAUGAACACCUGGAUCCAUGAAAACCCAAAAUGGAAUUCACGUAAAAAAACCACACCUGGGUGUCUCUAGCCAAGACCAGAGCAUCUCCUGCACAGCAUGGAGGCUGUUCCAGACACUACCAGCAGGCCACAUACCAGCAUGAUGACUACAUACGGUUUGCCUUGGCCGGCACAUUGCACUUGGGGGCCAAUACCUCUCAACAGAAGCUGGAAGAAGUUGCAGACCACUCUGUGCAGUACACAGGACCUACCUGCAUUCAGCCAGGCCCUGCUGGAAUGGACAUUACCCAGGUACAGUGUCUGGGACAUAAGAACCAGAUCUGUGCAUACUCAAUACACCCCUAUACUUAAAAUCAUCAUCUAUAUUAUCAUUAAAAUAACUAUUCCUUGUCUCGUACAUCUGGAUAAACUGCAAACAGCUUAUGUAAUAACAGAGGAGAAAUGACCUGUAUUUAAAUCAAGUGAACAAUUAAAGAAAAUGACAACUGGAAGAGAAGAAUCAUACAAGAACAUCACAUUUAUCCAAUAUGAUUUUAUUCAAAGUUUCUUCAAGUUUCACUCCAUGCAUUUCUUUGUACUGUACAUAUCUACAUUAUAUGACAGUCUGGACAUAGCACUUGCAAUAAAAUGUUUACAUUGAUGGCUAA